UCACAGGUUUAAUCCAUGGAUUCCGCCGGUACUCCUCAAAAAGAAGAGAUUUUUUUUCAUCAUCAUCUCUCUAUCUUCUCGUUCCUGGUGGAUUUCUUCCCAUGUUCUGGGAUAGCUAGACCUGGUGGUGGCGUAGAGACGAAGAAGAGCAAGCAAUCUGCUAUUGCUAAGCAGAUUGUGCUCAAUCUCUUUGUAAAGAUCUCUACUUUCCUUAGUUUUAUCGUCACUUUCCUUUUUUGAUUUCUUUGGUUGCUCUUAUAGCUGGAUCUUCUAUUGAAAAGCAGAUUGUGCUCAAUCUCUUUAUGACGAGCUCUAAUUUCCCAAAUUUUAUUAUUAUUAUUUUCCUUGAUUUGGAUUUCUUCGGCUGCUCUUGGUUGCUCGAGAGCUGGGUCUGGUGGUGACGUAGAAAGGAAGAAGACUGGAGAGCUAGGGCAGGUGGAGGCGUAGAGAGGAAGAGCGUAGCAAUCUCUCAUUGAGCACUGGGGAGAUCUUGAUGAAUGAGUGAAAUAUCAUCGACAACUAACUGGAACUAGCAUUUGGCAAGAAGCCUUGCACAUUCAGUAAAGUAACAUUUGAAGUUCCAAAUCUCUACAUCAUGGCACAGAGAACAAAUGCCCUCAAUCACAAUGGAGGCACUGUCAAGGUCGGCACAACUGGCACAAUCAGUUCCUUGAUGACUCGAGAGUUAGAAUCCAUCAAACGCCCAGACCAAACACGCCCUCCCACACAGCGAAAACAACAAACAGCGCCUGUGUCCAUACCCUGUGUUGCUAAUCCGAGGAAAGCAUUGCAGAAAAGAAACCAAAUUAAUGAACAAGGAAGCAGCAGCAACUACAAUGGCGGCGGUAGCAAUACAGGGCACACUAAUUGUGCAAGCAACAUCAAAUGUCACAAGCUUCGGCAUGCGCCACGAAAAAAUGGACACAAGAUUCCAAUGCUAGUAUCUGAUGGUAGUCCGAUGGACCAAACUCUGAACAAUUUUAAGGCAGAAAAGAAAGCACACUCUUACAUCGUGGAGGUUGUAGACCUAAAGUGCAGCAAUCCAAUGAGCACCCGGUUGAAGAAACUUGGCUUCUCAAAGCUCUCUGAAUCAAUAUCCUAGCUCUCGGAAUCAGUAUCCUAUUGCUGCAAUCCUUGUGACAUCACUAGAACAAUCAUCCACCUACUUGAGCCUGGCUUCAAAUUAGAUUUUAUGUUUCACAUCAGAAUCCAGAUCCAAGUGAUUUUUUCCAUGGUCAACUACCUUAUUUUCGGUUGAUCUCCAAUCUGAGGGCUACAAUGCAUCUCUGUGAUGCAAAAUGGUGUUCUUUGUUGCUAAUUUUGUUCAGUAGCUUAGAUUUACUAGUGCAUACAACAGCUUUGGCACCUGAA
Messenger RNA from Zingiber officinale, 1371 nucleotides. RefSeq lists its product as uncharacterized. NCBI's taxonomy places the organism in Eukaryota, Viridiplantae, Streptophyta, Magnoliopsida, Zingiberales, Zingiberaceae. The record is from RefSeq and is a predicted model, not a curated record. Bases 596 to 1102 code for a protein of 168 amino acids. The transcript is spliced from 4 exons.